This is a messenger RNA of Leptosia nina, 804 nucleotides long. Lineage: Eukaryota; Metazoa; Arthropoda; Insecta; Lepidoptera; Pieridae. The record is from the annotation of a GenBank genome assembly.
AUGAUAAAGUUUUUUCAACGAAGGGCGAAGCAAGACUACAGUGAUAUUAGCGAUGCGGAUAAGUUGAUAUUAAACCUUUUCGCCAACGAAACAAAAUGGAUUCAAAGAAUAGUAAGCUUCGGUUUCUCCAAGCUGAAAGGUCACACAACUGAUGAGAUUGAAUAUAUGCUUUCCACCUGGCCGAUAUAUGUAUCUAAAAUAGAUUCAGUGGACCAAGAUGUGCCCAGCCCAGAAAAAUCAGAUGAAUGCUUGGCAUCAUUAGGAAAUAUGUCUCUUCAUAGUAGAACUUCCACCAAAUGUACUAUCAAUAGAUCAUGCGAAGAAGUAUUGAAGAAUGGGACGAAUUAUGGAUAUGCGCUUACACACAGAUUGAUGUUCAUGUCUAUGGCUCGAUUUAGUCACGGCUGCUCGGUGUUUUCACCAGCCGAAGAUCAGUACUUGACGAAUCGAUUUUGCUCCAUGCUGUAUGUAGAAGCUGAAUCGAUUGAGAAGCAUAACUUUGCCAAUGGAUUAAUUGAUCUUAUGUUGGAAAUAAUUGCAUUAUGUGGUCUGCACGGCCACGAGCAAUUCCUCAGCGGGCCCUGGCUCCAACGACUCAAACGCUUUCAGGUUUCAGCAGGCUGUUUCGGCUUCAUCAUGAACGAUGCUAAUUACAUGAUACGUCAGCAGAAGCCACGCAAAUGGAAGUUGAAUCGCAGUAGAGAUCACGAUAUCAUGGACGGGCAUUGCAAUAGUCAUGCGACAACUUUAGCUAUGUGCGCGUACGCAGAGGCCGUGAGAUUUAUAUUAGAAAUGUACUAUUAG